Messenger RNA from Pararge aegeria (speckled wood butterfly), 504 nucleotides. Its product is annotated as beta-1-syntrophin-like. Gene Ontology annotation, molecular function: structural molecule activity; protein binding. NCBI's taxonomy places the organism in Eukaryota, Metazoa, Arthropoda, Insecta, Lepidoptera, Nymphalidae. Gene Ontology annotation, cellular component: dystrophin-associated glycoprotein complex; intracellular anatomical structure. The transcript has a single exon. The record is from RefSeq and is a predicted model, not a curated record. The coding region runs from base 1 to 504 and encodes 167 amino acids.
AUGGUGGAAAACGGUGCAUCUAGUGGUGGCAGCGAAAGCCCCAACGCCACAGGCGUUAGGUCUGGCCUAUUAGAAACACUUGUCCGCGGCGUUUGGUAUAGAGUUCAUUGUUCAUUAGAUGACGACUAUUUGAGCGUGUGCCUGGAUGAUGGCUACGAUGCUACCAUGACCCUUAACGGUACCUUAAAUAACAAUAAUGUAGAAACAACGAACAGCGACUUCACAGAAGUCCCCGAAGCUAUAGCUAACCAAAAGCGCCUAGUACAAGUCGUCAAAUCAGAUAAUAAUGGCUUGGGUAUAUCAAUAAAGGGUGGUAUUGAGAACAACAUGCCCAUAUUAAUAUCGAAAAUAUUCAAGGACAUGGCUGCUGAUCUCACAGAACAGCUGUAUGUCGGUGACGCCAUAUUUUCUGUAAAUGGAGAGGAUUUGAAAGAUGCCACACACGAAGAGGCAGUUAAAGCGCUAAAGAGAGCAGGGAAAAUGGUGCAGUUGGAAGGCAAGUAG